Messenger RNA from Clarias gariepinus (North African catfish), 4010 nucleotides. It is a transcript of the gene klhdc3l, whose product is annotated as actin-fragmin kinase. The record is from RefSeq and is a predicted model, not a curated record. Gene Ontology annotation, cellular component: Golgi apparatus. NCBI's taxonomy places the organism in Eukaryota, Metazoa, Chordata, Actinopteri, Siluriformes, Clariidae. The transcript is spliced from 8 exons. Gene Ontology annotation, molecular function: protein binding. Bases 1921 to 3159 code for a protein of 412 amino acids.
ACUUAAAAACUCGAUAUCACUCAACAAUCUUAGUUUUACAUCCUGUGAAUGUUUUCGGCACCGCUGACCCCUCCCCCCAGCCGAGCUCGGAGAAGUUAGUUCGUGAGAAUUUCUGAAUAUUUUUAGUUCUUAAUUUAACUGUAAUCAUGAAUUCACAUAUACCUUACUGUAUUACGUCUCUAUUUGUUUAGUACUAUUUAUUUAUUUGUUUGUUUGUUCCAAAUUUCCUCAACACAAAACAAGCAUUUCUGUAAACAAUUUCGACCCUAAUUUGUAAUGUCAUUGUAACGUCCAGGAAUAGGAAACUUAUGUUUUAAUAAAUGUUUUUAUACUCAUUCACCCCUUUUCUAUACCACUUAUCUUGUUCAUGGUAGCUGGGGGCCUGGCGUCUAUCCCUGGGGACAGAUAUUUACACACAAGAAUUUGAAAACACCCAAAUCAUGAAUGACUGUGAUGUCAGGUUACUUAAAUGCUUUGAGUGGGCAUAUUCCACAUCAACAAUACCAACACUCAUUAGGAUUAAUUUGUGAAAGAGUGAGGAGGAAUUAUUUUCACACAUAAACUGACCACCAUAGAUUCCUGACCUUAACCCCAUUUAAACUCAUUGGAUAGUGCUGGAGUAGACUUUAUGGAGUGGUUUGACUCUCCCAUCUCCAGUAGAAAUCUCUGCAAAAAUCCAUGCAAUUUUGGGUGGAAAUAAAUGUUAUGCAACACCUGAAAUUUAUAAAGUUCUAAUAAUUAUUUUCUUUCAGGUGAGCGUCACCUUGCUUUUUUUAUAAUUUUUGCUGAUAAGACCCACUACAGUCGAGUUGUUGAUUUAAGACUCAAGAUUCAAAGAACUUUAUUAAUCCCAGAAGGAAAUUUCUUAUUCUUGGUUACUGUUGCUCAUGAUUGUUAUUCAGUAGAAAGGAAACAAUAAUAAAUAAGAAAAAAAUAAAAUAAUUAUCCUAAAUCAGUCCUAAAAUUAGUAAGUACCAGAUUGCACACUAAACUUUUUGAAUGCCUUAUUUCACACUAAAUAUGACCCAAGAGCAAUGGUAAAUAUUGCACUAUUAAUACAGGAAUCUAAUAUACUGUAUAACUGUAAUAUUGUAUCACAUAUCAUAUUGGUAUGUAAUAUUGUCCAGUAUUAUUACAAUAUUAAUACAGGUAUGUAAUAUUGUUUUUUUUUUGUGUUGUUGUUACUGACAGUGACUAUCCACAUAGUGUACAUGUUAUAGAGAAGAGUUGUAUAAUUUUUUGGCCAUGGAAGAAAAGAUCUCCUAGGGCACACUGUGGAACACUUGGUGGUAAUUAGUCCCGGUCUAAAUUUGCUCCUCUGGUCAGAGAAAAGACUGUGUAGCGGAUGAGCAGAAUUGUUCAAAAUGAAUUGUACUUUGGACAGAAUCCUCCUCUUUGCUACUACAUCCACAGGGUCAAGUUCCAUGCCUAGCACAGAUCCGGAUUUUAAUUCCCUUGUCCAGUCUGUUCCUAUCUGACACCUUUAUGUUACAGCCUCAACAGACCAGAGCAUAAAAAAUGACACUCGCCACAACGGUUUCAUAUAACAUCCGUAGAAUGGUGUUGCAGACGUUAAAAGACCUGACCCUUGGCAGAACAUGCAACCGGCUCUGUCCUUUCUUGUAGAGUGCCAUUGUGUUGAAUGACCAGUCGAUUUUGUUAUCAAGAUGAACUCCCAGAUAUUUGUAUUCUGAAAUUAAUGAACGUGACAUAAUUAAUGCUGCACAGUUGUGAGUUGGCAGAGUGAGCAACAGAGUGAGCUCAGUGUGGAGGUACUGGAAAAUCUGCUACCACUUUGGACUGACUGAGGUCCCCCAGGCAGGAAGUCCAGGAUCCAGUUGCAGAGGAAGGGUUUAAGCCCAGCAGCCUCAGCUUUUCAAUCAGGAAUGAUUGCACUUAUGAAAAUCUCACAGGCCUAGUAUGAGCAAGAAGACCGGUUCCUGUCUGUGGACGUCUGUGCCUCAGAUUUCUCCUACACCUUGUGACCGCUAUAAGCAUGCCAUUUGUGCUUACAAUGGGAAUGUGUACCUGUUCGGAGGUAGAGGGAAGCACUCAUUAAAAGAUUUUUGGAAAUACAAUGUGGUAUGUAACAAGUGGAUUGAGUUGGACUGUAAAGAUGACAAUGCACCUGAUGAAUUGGAGGAACACAGUAUGGUAGCUCAUCAGGGUGUCCUCUACAUUUUUGGAGGCUUGAGGGAUUCAGCAUAUUCUGACACAAAAACACCUUUCUGGUUGUUUGACACAGCUAAAGAACACUGGGUCUACAUAGAAGAGAAAAGUCCACAUUCUCAAAAUGGUCCACCAGCCAACAGAAAAGGACACAGUGCUGUUGUGUUGAGAUCCUCUAUGUUGAUUUAUGGUGGAUACAUUGACAUGCGAGGGGCCUCACAGGAAUUGUGGAGUUUCGAUACAGACUCCAGGCUAUGGUCACUCUUAAAUAUUACUCAAGCGGGUCCUGGACCUCGACACAGCCACUCUGCCAUCGUCUACCAGGACUACAUGUACCUAUAUGGUGGUCUGCAAGGUUUGAAGGAGCAGAGGGACCUGUGGAGAUGGUGCUGGAACAGCCAUACUUGGUCCUGCAUCAGAACCUUCUCAGGACCCUCUAAACUGAUGGGCCACUCAGCUGUGGUGUACAAGGACAGCAUGCUGCUCUUUGGUGGAGGAGAAACCCAGACUGCUCCCACUAACUGCUUGUGGAGUCUCGAUCUUACAACACUAACGUGGGAAAUGCUGUCUUCAUUGCCAGGAUCCAUUGCCCCAAUGCGAAUUCACCACCGCUGUGUGGGUUUUGGGCAAAAAUUCCAGCCCAGACCACCAAAUUAUAGCAGUAAAGAACUCUCCAUAUCCAAAAGCAAGGACAGCACAUUUAGACCCUUCAAGAACAAGUGUUUUCCUUCCAUUCCCAUACAGUUGCAGCCUAAGGAGAACAUAGAGCUACAAAAUCUGCAUAUGGGCUUAAAAAGUAAGACAUAUGGGAACUGCCUCACAUUUGAAAACCAUGUUGCUCAAAAGAAGAGGGAAAGUGAGCACUUAGAAAAUGAAACAGAGGACACUAUGGAGGUCCCAAUGCCUGACUUUCUCCUCAUAUUGGGAGGUAAACCUCUCAAAGACCAAGCUGCAAUUUCAUUGUGGCAAAUGACUCUGGGAGAUAGCUGAAAGUGUAUGAAAAGUUUAAUAAAAGCCAAUGCUGCUUUCUCAGAGAGAAAAAAAAAUAGCAUUGAUUGUCCUUUGUAAGGACAUAUAUUUACACUUUGAUCCAGCUGCUGAUAUGCUACUGACAUUGAUUUAUUAAUCUGAUUUAUGUAUGCUUUCUUUUGUAUGUAUGUGUGUGUAUACACCGCCUGACCAAAAAGUCACCAUUUCAGAAAGGGGAAAAUUAUAGGACUGCAUCAAGCAAAGAAAACAACUUAAGUUUUAAGUUACUGGAACUGGGUUAAGAGCCCUUCCACCCAGGAACUUUUUUUAAUGGCCCAAACAUGUGGAAAUUGUUUGGAGCGAGGUCAGGACUGUAUGGAUAUAAAAAUAAUUCCCAUCCGACUUCCUAUAAUGUGCAAGUGGUGUUGGUGAAUGAUUGUGUGUUUAGGUCCCACAGACAUGUCUCUCUUCUGCUCGUUGGCGACAAGUUAUGCAUCGAUUUUUUAAGGAUUGGGCAUUCCAGUAUCUGAAUGGUCACAGGAAUGAUUGCAGGAUCGUCAUUCACAGGCAUCUUUAAAAUGUUUGCACCAUUCAAAUGUUUUAUUGCAGCUAACAGUCUCAUCACUAUACUUUUUUUUAAUGUCAGUUUUACACCCUGUUUCACAAUAAAUUUCAUCAUGAGCCAUGGUUUGACAUUUGUAUGGAUAUAUAAUUAAUAUGUUUAUGCUUUUGUGUUUGUAUUGUAUUAGCAGAGAUCAAUGUAUUUUAUAUAUACAGUAUACUGUAAGCUGCAUGUAAUUACAGCCUUUUACUCUUAAUUACAAUUGUUUAAAAUUAUUGUGUGCUGUGCAUUAAACGUAUUUGUGAAGUAA